Zasmidium cellare ATCC 36951 is the source of this 1203-nucleotide messenger RNA. RefSeq lists its product as uncharacterized. Gene Ontology annotation, molecular function: ATP binding; cyclin-dependent protein serine/threonine kinase activity. Gene Ontology annotation, cellular component: cytoplasm; nucleus. Bases 1 to 1203 code for a protein of 400 amino acids. NCBI's taxonomy places the organism in Eukaryota, Fungi, Ascomycota, Dothideomycetes, Mycosphaerellales, Mycosphaerellaceae. The record is from RefSeq and is a predicted model, not a curated record. The transcript is spliced from 4 exons. Gene Ontology annotation, biological process: protein phosphorylation.
AUGGCUGAAGACUGGCGUAAAGGCGUCAGCUUCUCCGAACGCCUGAGCCAGACAUCCAAGAUAGCUGCUGCGUAUAAGAGUGCAAACGCAGGCUGUCCAUCGCCUGAAGCCUCCAGCUAUGCAAAGUCCUCCGAAGAUACCGCCCGCAAGGAUGCUCUAUCACUGAAAGAAUACCACGAACUAUGUGCGAAGACGGUCCAACUGCUUCUCUCCCAAGCCGAGUCAAGAAGCCCACCGCCAGCAGAAGACCAGCAUAUAGACGAACACGUUUUCCCAAAUCUCCCCAACACCGGGGCUCGCAUCGGCAAGUACACCAACGCGGAGCAUUUCAGAGAUGGUCUAUUCUCAGAGAUCUUCCGCGCCGCAGACCCGGACUCUACAUCCGAUAACGGCAAAUCCAAGGUCGUGGCGUUAAAGAUCACGACUCCAGACAUGGAGCAACCGCCUCACAACUCGAAGAGAGAGGCACGAAUUCUCCAAGCAGCGAAGGGCGAGCACAUCGUUCCACUAAUUGAGACAUUCCAACAAGCCGGUGGUCAUCUCGUCUUGGCAUUCCCCUACUUCCCCUACGACCUGAACAGACUUCUCCACGAGCAAAAGCUCACGCCUUCCUCCUGCCGCUCCAUCCUCCGUGAUAUCUUCUCAGGCCUCGCACACUUACACACUCUGGGACUCAUCCACCGAGACAUCAAACCCUCCAACAUCCUCCUCUCCUCAAUCUCAGGACCAGCAUGCCUCGCCGACUUCGGCAUCGCCUGGUCCCCCACAGACCCUUCAUCCGAGCCCGCCGACGAGAAGAUCCUCGAUGUAGGAACUACAUCCUAUAGACCCCCUGAACUCCUCUUCGGAAAGCAGUCAUACGGCGCGAAACUAGAUAUGUGGGCCGCAGGCUGCGUAGCCGCGCAAGUCGUCUGUCUAAACGGCGAAACACUCUUCGACGCAGGCGAUCUGGGCAGCGAGUUGGCUUUGAUCAAGAGUCUAUUCCAAACGUUGGGUACGCCUGAUCUGGAAGUGUGGCCUGAAGCUGAGCAUUUACCGGAUUGGGGCAAAAUGAACUUCACGAAGUAUCCUGCCAAGACGUGGGAGGAGAUUCUGCCAGAUGCAGAUGAGAGCGCGAGGGAGUUGGUGGGAGCUCUCGUAGUCUAUGAGAGCGCAUGGCGACUGAGCGCGGAGGAUGUUUUAAAACAUCCGUUUAUUCAGUAA